AUGGAUACGACUGUGACUUCUGCUUAUAAACGAAGUCGAGUAAUGAAUUAUGUCAGGGAACAAUCCAAGUUGAUUGACGAGAGUAUCGAUAAACCUAUUAGGAAGCCUAUCAAGAGUAAACCUAUCAAGAAGUCUGCCAAGAGUAAACAUAUUAGGAAUACCAAGAGAUUAUCUAUUAAACCUUUAUUAUAUGGCCCACUAUCAAAAACCUCACUUGGACUAUUCAAUAAAGGGGUAUACUCUAAACCUCUACUCAUCAACACGGCUACUCCCUCUUUAAACUCUCUGAAAUCUACUACUCAACUUGAUACUCUUCUCCCUGAUACUACUGUCAAGUCAUCUACUAUGCUCAGUCCUUCUCCCAUCUUAUUUAGUGAUCUAGAUUCUAAUUUUAUAUCUCCAUCUGACAUCUCCAUCAUUUCUGCUCCACAGCAGUCCAAAGCUGAAUGGCCAACUAUCAAUUCCGAGUCCAUCAGCUGUACAUCAGAUUCACCCAUCAAUACAAGUAUCACAUCAGAUCUGAUAAAACCAAGAUCCUUCCCUUUUCUGAUAAUGAGCGACGAUCAACAAUCACAAGUGAAUACCGAAGUCGAAGAAAAAGGCCACUAUGGUCAGGCCAAGAAAGAUAUGGAAACUGUCCACAGCUAUUUUGAAGAGUCAUCUCAACAAGUCGAUCAAAAUAAGUUGCACAAGGCAUUGGAUUCCAUCACUGAAUCCAAAAAAGAACUGACAAGCAAAACUGACAAAGAACUCGCAAUGGAAAAAGUCACUGUUGCCAAGGAGGAUCUAGAGUUGAUAAUAAAAGAGUUUGAAAUCACCAAGCUGCAGGCUGACAAGGUGCUACGGGAAUGUGGUGGAGAUGUUAUUGCUGCUAUGACUAGAUUGGUUAAUACAUAA
Messenger RNA from Batrachochytrium dendrobatidis JAM81, 897 nucleotides. RefSeq lists its product as uncharacterized. The transcript has 6 exons. The coding region runs from base 1 to 897 and encodes 298 amino acids. NCBI's taxonomy places the organism in Eukaryota, Fungi, Chytridiomycota, Chytridiomycetes, Rhizophydiales. Gene Ontology annotation, biological process: negative regulation of apoptotic process; protein stabilization. The record is from RefSeq and is a predicted model, not a curated record.